AUGGAGGACGGCGACUUCUUCGGUCCUGACGAUGUGGACGCCCUUCUGCGCGAGGCCGAGGCCUUUGAAGAGCCAGACGAGGACCUGCCUUUCCUUGUCUCUUCUUCUUCUUCCUCUUCUUCGUCUCGUCUUGUCGAUUCGCAUGUGGCGCCAUCUGCCGAUGUCGAUUCUUCUCCGGCGCGUCAAAAGCGAGGGGCUGAAGAGCGCCUUGAGCGGGCCCAGCGCGAACGACUUCGCCGAGAAAAUCCAGUGUUACGGCCUCUGGACGCGCCGCGGGAAGUCAUUGACUGCGAUGAAGAGCAGCUUUCACCCGCUCCUUCCCCUCCUGCAAAACGCUUCAGAGGCCACGAGGGGACGGAAGCAUCCACGGCGCCUGCCACUUCCGCGUCUUCGGAACUGCGCAGAGACCCAGCCGAGACCGAAGACGUCGAUGCGCUGCUGACCUCGUCCUACGGCCCCCUUGCUUUCGGAUUCGACGACUGGGGAGAUGUCCCCUCUAUAACUCACUGGUCGGCCAGCGAGCGCACCGCCCGGCUCCGUAAACCCGCUGCGGCGUCGCUUUCCGCCUGCAGCGCCGAGUUCUUCGCGAGUCCUCACGACUUGCGCGACCGUGUCUACCGUUCCGCUCUCGACCUUAAACGUCUUGCACUGCCAGCGCUCUCCUUCUCGUCUCUCCUGCCCCCGUCCGGCCUCGCCUCUCUCGCUUCGCGCUCUGCGCCCUCGUCCUCCGAAUCCGGCGAAGCAGCACCCGCGCGGGAAAUCCCCGCAGCGGGCUCGUCGGCCGCCAGGGCCUUCGCGGCUGCAUGCAGUCUCCAUGGCCAGCAGGAGUCGAUUCGCGUCUUUCCCGUCGAUGUCCGCGGCGGCGGAAUCCCUUUCUUCCUGUCCGUCUUCUCGCCGCAGGAGGAGCAACGCAGGCAACGCGCGACGGCCCGAGCUUGCGGCUCAGCUGGCGCGUACGGCGAGGACGAAACGGCGGGGCAAAACGACAGAACAAGGCACAGCCGGAGAAGAACCCUCCGCAGGCCGAUACAGGAGAUCCUCAGAGAAGCCAUGGAGGAAGAAGCCGCUGAGGCUGCAGAGAAGGCGGCAGAGGCGGCUGAAGAGGAGGCAGGCGUUUCCGACUUUCCUUCGUGGACUGCGAAGAGGCGCGACGCCGAGCAAGGUCGACGGCGCGACGGCGUGCGGCAGUGGACGGAGAAGUACAGAGCGAGAAAGGUAGUUGAUCUCCUCAGCCCGCCAGCGACGAACCGAAGCGUCCUCGUGUGGCUGCACCAGUGGCAGCAGCGGCUCCAGAGGCGGGGAAAGGACAAGAAGGUCGGAACGAGGGGCGAGGAAGGCGGCGAGAACGAGGAGACAGAGAGGCGCCGCAAGUUGCUGAAGGGGAACAAAGAAAGCGACGCUGGACGAGGCUCGAAGCGGAGGCUCGAGGGCACGGAGGAUGACGAGAACCUGCCUCGAAUUCUUCUCAUCGGCGGCGCCCCAGGCAUCGGAAAGACGACGCUCGCUCACGUCUGUGCCCGGCACUUUGGCUUCGACGUGGUCGAGGUGAACGGCAGCGACGACCGGUCUCGGGCCACGCUGCUGCCGCUCGUGAUGAAUUGCGUAACGGGCGCGGACAGUUUCUUCCACGCGAAAAAAGACAAGAAGGCGACUUCCCGCGGCGCGUCGUCGAGCGGCGAGAAGGGCCGGGAGACCAACGGAGCCGAGCGCGCCGUGUGCGAGAGAAGCAAGAAACCGAUUCUGCUCGUAAUAGACGAGAUCGACGGAGCGGCCGCCGCAUCCGGCGAAGGCGCGGAAUCCGUCGUGGAGGUGAUUGCGCGUCUCGUCAAGAAAAAAGACGCAAAAGGAAAACCCUUCAUCAAGAGGCCGGUGAUUUGCAUCUGCAUCGACUUGUACGCUCGCGUUCUUCGACCGCUCCGAGAAGCUGCGCAGAUCCUGAAUUUGAAUCCGCCCCCCCGCAACGUGCUUGCGGAGAGACUGGCCGAGAUUCUGAAGGAAAACCAGUUGACCGCGGACCGCCAUCUCCUCGAGCAACUCAUUGACAUCUUCGAGGGAGACGUGCGAGCCUGCAUCAACGCGCUCGACUUCCUGUCGAGGAAGUCGCUGACCGCUGGCGUUCGGGAAUUGCGACAAGAAGAUCUCGAGCUCUGUGCGAUUGGAAAAGACCGAGAGAAACAUGUCCAAGACUUUGUCCGCUUUGUCUUCACUCCGCCUUCGCGGUCGCAGGCGCCUCUUGGACCGGCCGUCGACGGCUUCUUGCCGAAACCGAAGGUCCCUUCUUUCCUCGAAACGUUCGAUUCGCUCGCCCCCGCCGUCGACUCCCACUUGGCGCCGUCCCUUCUUCAAGAGAGCUUCACUCAGGUGGUUCACAGCGACUGGACGCUUGACAAAGUGGCUUAUGGGACAGAGCUCCUCGCGUUCAGCGACUGCUGUUCGUGUCCCUCGCUCUUGGCGUCUCGGUUUUCUUUCGGCGGAGUCUCGACAGGCGGAAACGCCCCUGCGGCUUCUUCCCACAGCGCGGGGUCUCUGGUGCCUUUCUCGCUCUUCGCCUCGCACUUUUGCGUGUCGGCCUCAACGCAGUCCUUCUUCUACUCUCUCGGGAAAGGCAACGGUGCCGGACCGCUGGUCUCCCCUUCCGUCUGUCUCUAUCGAUUCUUCCGCAACAAGAAACAAGCCUGUCAGGCGUCCAUCGCCUCCGUCGCGUCCUUCGCCGCUCGGCGGCGCCCUCUUUCCGCUUCGGCCGGACCGGCCUCCGCUGCCUCCGCGGCCUCGGCGGAAGGUGAAGGCGGAACUAGCGUAGACGCCUCGACCUCUGCACUGGCGGCGGCAGCCUGCGCGGACUUCCUUCGGCUCUCUUUCGUCCGAGACACAGUCAGCGCGCUCCUCUGGCUAGCCGUCCCAACGCCGCGACACCGAACGGACUUCUCGCGCCUCCCGCCGUUCGCUUCUUUCGCCCUCCCUGAGGCGGGGAGGAGCGCCUCUGGUGGUCGGCGGUUCGACGCGGGCGACGCGGGGAAACCGGCCUUCGGCAAACAGAAGGACGCAGGCGAAGACGGCGAGAAGGACGCGGCGAAGACCGUGUGGAACCGGGCCGGGGCGGCUGAGAACCACAAGCGGCAGAUCGUUGAUUCCGUUUUCACAGAUAUGCAAAGGCACCACCCCGACAAACCGCUGCCGAGAGUCGCCCUCGGCCCUCUUCAUCCUUCGCGGUCGGUCGGCGCAGCGGGCGAGGCCGCGGACGGGUCGGUUCCAGGCAGCAGGGAGCCGCCGAGGCCAGCGAGUGAAGAGGAAAUGCCCCUAGGCGUGAGGGUUCUCUCUCGCAUGGCUGCUCUCCUGACUGCCUACGGCCUUUCGUUCAUCGAGGUUCGCCACGAAAACGACGUAAGCGAAAGCAAAGCUGCCGACUUCCCCCAGAAGCGACUGCAGUCCUCGUAUCGACUGGAGCCGCCGCUGGAUCUCCUGCUGGCUCUGGACGACUGCCGCAUGCAGCAGACGAACUACAAGCAGGCACAGCAUCGCAGCCGGCAGCGAGGGCCCGCUUUUCCUCCGCACUCUGCGGCGUCUCUCUCUCUUUUCUCUCCGGCCUCUGCGGGUGCGCCUUCUUCGCAGGCGCGUCUGGGGGGCCAUUCAGGAGGACGUUCUUCCACCUUCGGUUCGCUGGCUGCGCCCAACAAAAGCGCCGAGGACUGCUUCCUCGCGGCGUUUGUCGUCCCGGUGGUUCACCCCCUUGCCUCGCUCUCCGACCGAGCCUGCAGCCUCCUGAUGGAGGCGAAGCGUCUGCUGAAUGCCGACGCCUCGCCGUCGCCAAGCGUGCUAUUGAAGGAGCACAAAAGCAAGUCCGCACACAAGGGCGAGCACAAAGAGCGAGGCCGAAGGAAGAGUGCCGGCGAUCGCGAGGCGCCGUCCGCCAGCAAGAACGGGUCCUCGGCCUUCUCUGUUCUUCUCGAGAAGCGGCGAAGCGACUCCAAGACGACUCUCGCGGCAGCGAUCGUUCUCGUGCGAGAAAUAGGGUGGAUCGCGUUCAUGCGUGACGCGGCGAGGAGCAGCAAACUUGCCGCCGCUGGGUUUCCUGCGUUUCCGGCCCGAGCAGGAGAAAAAGAAGGGACGGGUGUAUCGAGAAAGCAAGGUCGGGAGAGCGCAAACGGCCUCUCGGGCGGGGCUCACGAGGGGGACUGUGUCCUUGGUGAAGCGGAAGACGGCCUCGGAAGCCCCGGUGGGACAGGGUCAGAUGAGAAAGCGCGUCUCUCCUCGCUGCUACCGUUUUCGCAAGGGGCGAAGAAGGGAGAGAACAAGAUGGCUGGAGCGCAGGGCGCGAAGCUGCGGCAAAGCCCAGGCAAAGCAGAGGAAUCUGGACUGUCCUUCCAGAGGAUGAGUUUCAAGGAUUUUCUAGCAGAGCAGACGGCAGUGGCUCGUGCGAUCAAAAGGUUCGGCUGCGUCAUUCACCAACUCCCAGCCUCACAGAAGGCGGGCAAGGACGAGGAGAGAGCUGUCGGCAACUUCGGAACGCGGUCCUUGGUCUUGUGUCUCCUGCAGAGACAUCAGAGAGCGAAGGCGAAGAAGGGCGAGAAGGGAGAUGGCGCCGCUACCGCCGAGCGUGAAGAUCAGGACGAGAAAGAAAAUGGAAACGCGGGACAGCCCUUGGAGGGAAUUCAGGGACCAGGCGGCAAGGAGGCGAAAGAAGACGGCGUUUCGAGGAAAGAACAGGACAAUUUCAGCGUGAUUCGCGACAUAGCGGAUAUGUAUCGCGCAUGCACGAAUGGCUAUUUCAAGUUCCUGGAAGGCCGCUGCAACGCCGUCGUCCAGGCAGUUGCCGAUGAUCUGUUUCUAUAG
Neospora caninum is the source of this 4830-nucleotide messenger RNA. RefSeq names its product putative ATPase, AAA family domain-containing protein. Gene Ontology annotation, molecular function: ATP binding; DNA binding; ATP hydrolysis activity. Bases 1 to 4830 code for a protein of 1609 amino acids. NCBI's taxonomy places the organism in Eukaryota, Apicomplexa, Conoidasida, Eucoccidiorida, Sarcocystidae. The transcript has 12 exons. The record is from RefSeq and is a predicted model, not a curated record. Gene Ontology annotation, cellular component: nucleus.